CACACGGCUCAUAGUUUGGUUUGUGUUUUAGUCUCAGUAAACAAGCUGGUGGACGUGAACAGUCAGGGCCACCGAAGCAGCAGAGAUGGGUUUGGAGAAGAAGUUGGACGUCCCGGUCUACGAGCUGUCUCUGAUCCGAGGAAUGUGGGAAACACGGGCGAAGAAAUACAGACAGAAACAAAAGAAGGAGCAAGAAAGGAUUGAGAAGAGCGCCCUGGCCAGGAUCGACCAGGAGUGGCAGUACCGCAUAUACUGUAAGACUCUGAGUAGUAAAGAACGCAACCUGCUGCACCAGUACCUGGAGAGAUCUACACUGACUAAUAAACAGCUGUGCACAAGUGAAUACAUCACAGAACCAGAGCAGCAGCAGAACCACAACGUCCAGCAGGAUCAUCAGGAUAAUCAGGAUCAGGGCAAACUCCACUUUCAGCUGGAGGGAGAUCAUUGGACGGACUUUCCCAAGGAGCUGCAGUGGAUGACGUACCUGAAGGAGUGGCAUGUCAGAGGUACAAAGAUCCGGCAUCUGCCUGAAUACCUGGCUCUGUUCACCCAGCUCACUGUGCUCGACAUGCCCAAAAAUGCCAUCGCUCAGCUGCCGCCUGAGAUUGGUAAACUGACCGGCUUAAAGGAGUUAAAUGUCAGCUACAACCGUCUGUUCAAAGUUCCUCCAGAGCUUGGAAACUGUGAGAAUCUGGAGAGACUUGAACUGGCAGGAAACUUCAACCUGUCGGAGCUGCCAUUUGAGCUGAGCAGCUUGAAGCGACUGACUCACCUGGACAUCGCAGAGAACCGCUUCGUGUCGAUCCCCAUCUGUGCUCUGAGGAUGAGCAGCCUGCAGCAGCUGGACCUGAGCAACAACAGUCUGACCGACCUGCCGCAGGACAUGGACAGGUUGGAGCAGCUCGUCACACUGUUCGUUCACAAGAACCAGCUGUCUUACCUCCCUCACUGUCUCACCAACAUCUCUACGCUCAAGAUGAUCGUGGUCAGUGGCGACGAGCUCACCUGCAUCCCGACCAAACUGUGCAGAAACCCCGAAAUCAAAUUCAUCCGACUGUGCGACAACAGGGCAAACUCAGAGAAGAAGAAGAAGAAGGAGAAGAGCAAGAGAAGGAGGUGGAGAGCGCCUGCAGAGGAGGAGGAGGUGAAGGACAGUCGAGAGAAAGAGUGCAUACAGGCGUACAUCGACACGCUGACGGACAGAGACACCGUCCCUUUCUCCACCACCAAGGUGUCCAUUUCCUGUGAGCUGUGAGGAUAAAGACCAUGAAAGUCUGACACCAUGUGAGUGAUAGGAAGAUGCUUUGAUUCAACGCUCCAAUACAAUAAAAGAUUUUUAAAAAUAAAAUUCAUAGUAAUAAUUACAAAAAUUCUAAUCUAAAACUCAUGGUAUUUCAUGUGCAAAUAAAAUGAGAUCAAAUUAAAUAUUUAUUAUUAGAUAUUUAUUAGAAAUGUUGACAUUUUCAAAUGAUAACUUUAAUCUGAUUUUUAAAGUGAUUACUAAAUAAUAUUUUCCUUUCCAUUUCAAAGCUUUUUAAUGUUGUGAUUUAAAUAUAUCAGGAGCUUCUUUAGUUUUCCAGUGUAUUUAAAACAUAGAUUGUCAUUCCAUAUAAAAACAACUUUUUUUAAAUGUAAAUCAAAAAAUCAAAGAAUCUUUUUACAUCUAUAAUUGAACUAUUACAUAUUUUAGUCACUGAUGAAGGACUCGGGCUCAGAGUCACCUGUUGUGACCGUUUUCUUUAUCAUGAUUAAGUUGUAAUGAUAUUUGACGGCUAAAUUUAUUAUUAUUUAAAACUUUACAAUGUAAUUGUUGGUUCAUAAUUCAGUGCAAACCGACUUAUUUCAUGCAUUAUAUUUAUUUGUCUAGUUGCACAUUUUCUGGAUUAUAAAGAUUAAAGCAACUAAAUGUCAGUACAAUACAGUAAAGACCUUUUUUUAAUUACUCUGCUUAUUUUCUUUUGCAUAUUCAACCACGCCAGUAUUUUCCAAAUGUAACAAAGGGUUUGACUUUUGUUUAAAUGCCGUGGCUGCUUUGAUACUGAAAUGUGUGUUUUUAACAUUUUGUGAUAGAAUAAAUGUUUG
This is a messenger RNA of Solea senegalensis (Senegalese sole), 2082 nucleotides long. It is a transcript of the gene smim22, whose product is annotated as leucine rich repeat containing 2. The record is from RefSeq and is a predicted model, not a curated record. The transcript has 10 exons. Bases 86 to 1255 code for a protein of 389 amino acids. Lineage: Eukaryota; Metazoa; Chordata; Actinopteri; Pleuronectiformes; Soleidae. Gene Ontology annotation, molecular function: protein binding.